Chiloscyllium plagiosum (whitespotted bambooshark) is the source of this 2183-nucleotide messenger RNA. Lineage: Eukaryota; Metazoa; Chordata; Chondrichthyes; Orectolobiformes; Hemiscylliidae. The record is from RefSeq and is a predicted model, not a curated record.
CUGACCUGCCUCUGCAUUUGCAAGCCUCUUCUGGUGGAGCAACUGAAGCUUUAGAACUGCUCACCCUCUAUCAGUCCAGAAGGAAGUACAUUGGAUGCUUAUCAUCAGUUCCUCACUUUCCUUUCAACAGUGGUGAUGGGAGAUGACUGAAAUUUAUAAAAAUCAAACUUUUUUUGAAUAAGAAGGCAAAGAUGAAUCCAGCAACUACAGGCAAUUCAGUUAUCCUUGCUCAUCCAAUAGCUUUUAACAUGAUACAACAAAAUUCACAGCAAUUUGAACAAAUAUGUUAAGGAAAAGUGGUAUGCCUUUGUUAACAGUAAAUAGUGCUUAAUGGCUAUGAAUCUUGAAGUACAUGGAUUUCUAAAAAUAUUUUUGAAAAAUAAAAUUGAAAAUUCAAAGGCAAAUACUUUUAUCACGAAAUAGGGAAAUAUGUGGUUCUUUGCUCCUAUAGCGGUCAUUUAAGAAUAAGAGUAUAACGGCCCUUGUAGUAUAGUGGUAGAAUGUGCACCUAUGAUCCAGAAAGCCUGGGUUCAAGUCCCACCUGCCUUGAUUGUGCGUCAUUACACGUCUGAACGGGCUCAUCAAACUAUAAAAGGCAGACUUGAGGGUUGCAGAAUCCCAAAUAGUCACCAUUUAAAAAGUAUUCAGGAUACACUUGGACUAAAUGUUGGAAACUGGAAUGAGAAAAGUAAAGCGAUUUGAUUUUGAACUUCGCCGGUGCGAUAGGCCAAAGGGUCUUUUUCUCGUCCAUAGAUCGCUAUGAUGAGUAGGUCACGCUAGGGUCUCUGCCUCCAGACGGAGGAGGCUUGGGUUCAAAUUCUAUCUGCUUCAGCGGAGUGUGGCAAUACCUCUGACUAGGUUGGUUAGAGAAGGUUUAGGGGGAUGGACUGAGAAGCGAAUCUAUCCCCAGAUCCAAUUAGGUACCGGUCUUCAGCGGAUCCUCCAGGCGUGAGGAAGUGCGCAUGUGUGUCUGCUCCUGGUACAAUGGCGGGAAGUCUGUGGCACGCGAGUAGCGACAAUUUUAACGGCAAUUUAACGGCUCGGCCGGGACAUAAGGAGACUGAGCGAUCAAUGCCAAGAGAAGACCGACAAAUAGUAAACUGUGUGAAACGCUAACGCGAAGGAAUUUCCCGGACUUUUCCUUAGAUUUCAGAAUCUCCCUGAAUGUUUAAAAAAAGAAAGGAUUGUGAAAUGUCGGAGAGAUUGAUCCUCUGUGUCAUGGCGAUUGGGGUGGCCCGGGUAACGGGUGACUGCGGCAGACCUCCACGUUUGAAUAAUGGUUCACCAACAGAUGCAUUUCUCGCAAUGAGCUCAUUUCCUUCGGGUACCAAGGUUACUUACAAAUGUUAUUCAGGUUAUACAUUCACCUCAGGAAGUAGAAGAUUUUCUACUUGUAAACCAGAUUCAACCUGGACAACUUUAAGGAGCACUUGUGAAAAAAUAAGUUGUGGUAAUCCAGGAGAGAUUCAGGAUGGAUAUUAUGAAGCGUCUGAUGUAACAUUUGGAAGCAAAGCUACGUUUUACUGUGACCCUGGGUACCAGUUGGUUGGUAAGCCAUAUCGGCUUUGUACAGCUUUCGGUUGGGGUGGCCAGGUCCCAACAUGUGACCGUACCAGUUGGUUGGUAGGCCAUAUCGGCUUUGUAAAGCUUCCGGUUGGGAUGGCCAGGUCCCAACGUGUGACCUUGUCAACUGUGCUGAUCCUCCAUCUAUUCACAAUGGGAAAGUUUCAUCGCUACCCUUUGGAGAUAACUGGAAUUAUGGAAUGGUCGCAAAAUAUUCAUGUAAUGCUGAAUAUGCAUUGAUUGGUGUGAAAGAACUUACUUGUACAGCAAAUGGACAGUGGGACAAGAAUCCACCAGAGUGCAAAGGUGCUUAAGAACAUAGCCAUAUUUAAUUGUUCACUGCCAUUUUUAACCUGAAGGUAAUUAAUAUUUGUCUUUAGUAUAUUUUAGGUCAGGUUCCCCAACAGCUGCUGAAAUAAUCAUAGACAAAAAUCAAAUGAAACACAUGUUGCAAAUCUGGGAUUUGUGCUGUCAGGGAGCAUCUAUAAAAGAGAAAGCAAACUGGAAUUUUCUAUUCACUAGAGUGGCAUGGGCAGUGGUGAGUGUAGUGAUUGGGACCAGGUACAUCUUGUUGACUAUGAGGUCCUUGAUUGGUUGUUAAUCUGGGCCAAUCAGGAGGC